Molecule: messenger RNA, 808 nt
Organism: Tachyglossus aculeatus (Australian echidna)
Lineage: Eukaryota; Metazoa; Chordata; Mammalia; Monotremata; Tachyglossidae
Gene: HSBP1L1
Product: heat shock factor binding protein 1 like 1
Exons: 3
Coding region: 90-347 (85 amino acids)
Biological process (GO): cellular heat acclimation
Cellular component (GO): cytosol; nucleus
Molecular function (GO): transcription corepressor activity
Source: RefSeq, a predicted model, not a curated record
GCUUAAUACAGAGGCGGCCAGCGGGGCUGGGAAAGCCCCUGGCAGGGCCGGGUGACCCCGGCGGUGACCCCAACAUUGGUGACCCCACCAUGGAGGGGCCGGACACGCCGGUGGAGCGGUUGGCAGAUAACCUAUUGCAGGAACUUCAAGAAAAUUUUCAAGCUCUGACAGAAACAUUAACUGAGAGAAUGGAAGAAAUGGGCGGUCGAAUCACUGACUUACAGAAGAACGUGUCGGUCCUGAUGAUACAGGCCGGAAUCGACCCCGGCGGUGAAGAACCCGGGGGGACUCGUUGCCCCGGCAGCAGGGAGGGUCGCUGGCAGUCCGGUGGCUUUUAUGGCCCCUAAUGACCGCCUUCUGAGAAAAUAGGAUCCGCUCAUCCGCCGUCUCCAAUCUGAUAUUUCCGGCUUCCGAAACGUCUCCCUUGGAUAACGAACUCUGUGCGUGGCAACUCCCGGUGCCCACUGAUUUAUUUCCUUGUGGAGUCCAGUGAUAUCUCCCCUCUUGCACAGCGGUUGAAAUCGCCUGGGCCACGGAGUUUGGUCAACAGGCUGGUUUUAACAUAGCGCAUAAGGUGGAAAUUCAAUUUCAGAACGAUUUCACGGGGAUUCUUGAAGUCUUCCGUCGAGGCUGGAGGUCAGGGUUCUGUUUCUGUAAAAGCUGGGAGGACUGUAGACUGUAAUAUCCCUUUUAGAUUCCCUCUAGACCGUAAGCUCGUUGUGGGCAGGGAAUGUGUCUGUUACAUUGUAAUCACCCAAGUGCUUACUACGUUGCUCUGCGCGGAGAAAGUGCUCAAUAAAUGCUAUUG